CUGUGGGGACGUGCCCAGGGUGGGUAUAAGAGGCACCGGGUGCCAGGCAGGGUCCAUCCUGACGAGUGACAAUGGCUCUGCUGUGGCUGCUGAGCUGCCUGGCUCUGGUGGGCUUUGCCCGUGCCGCCCUCCCUGAGGACUGCGGCGUGCCCGCCAUCGCCCCCGUCGUCCGUGGCUACACCCGCAUCGUCAACGGGGAGCCGGCAGUGCCGGGGUCCUGGCCAUGGCAGGUGUCCCUGCAGCGCUACGGGAGCUUCCACUUCUGCGGCGGGUCCCUGAUCAGCGAGAACUGGGUGGUCACCGCUGCCCACUGCGGCGUCAGGAAAACCGACAAAGUGGUGGUGGGUGCCUAUGACCAGAACAACCCCAGCACUGCUCAACAGACGCUGACCAUCGAGAAGGUCUUCAAGAACCCCAAGUUCAACCUGCUGACCAUCCGCGACGACAUCACCCUGAUCAAACUGGCCACUCCAGCGCAGUUCUUGGACCGCGUGUCCCCCGUCUGCCUGCCCAAGGCCACCGACGAGUUCGCGGGGGGCACGACCUGCGUCACCACCGGCUGGGGGCUCACUGACUCCAGUGACUCGGAGACACCGGCGGUGCUGCAGCAGGCGGCUCUGCCCCUGCUCACCAACGCCCAGUGCAAGGAAUUCUGGGGCUACCGCAUCCGCGACGUGAUGGUCUGUGCCGGCGCCGACGGAGCCUCCUCCUGCAUGGGCGACUCCGGGGGCCCGCUGGUGUGCCAGAAGGACGGCGCCUGGACCCUGGUGGGCAUCGUGUCCUGGGGCAGCAGCACCUGCGACACGCAGACGCCCGGCGUCUACGCCCGUGUCACCGAGCUCCGCGACUGGAUCGACUCCAUCCUGGAGGCCAACUGAGCCCGGCAAUAAACACCAAUAAAUGCUGCCACCCCUGA
This is a messenger RNA of Pseudopipra pipra, 916 nucleotides long. RefSeq names its product chymotrypsinogen 2-like. NCBI's taxonomy places the organism in Eukaryota, Metazoa, Chordata, Aves, Passeriformes, Pipridae. The transcript has 7 exons. Bases 72 to 878 code for a protein of 268 amino acids. The record is from RefSeq and is a predicted model, not a curated record. Gene Ontology annotation, molecular function: serine-type endopeptidase activity. Gene Ontology annotation, biological process: proteolysis.